CGAACAAUGACUGAAGAGCAAAACGAGAGUGAACCUCCACUUAACCCUCAGAAGACAGGAGAGACAGAAACUGUAACUGGGAAUAAACGACCACGGCCUGCUUCUGGUGCUGAUAAGCCAACUAAACCAAGGAAGAAGUAUGCAAAACGAGCUCCGGUUUGGGAGCAUUUUAUUCAAAGAGAAGAAGAUCUCAGUAAGAGCUACUGUAAGUACUGUAAAGCAGAGUUUGCUUGUGAUACAAAAAAAGUUGGAACUAGUCCGAUGAUAGGUCACAUAAAUAGAUGCAAGGAGUACAAGGAUUGGGUAGAACAUGAGAACCAGAAGAUUCUAAGUAGUGAUAACAAUGGAAAUAUGAAGCUGGUGAAGUAUGAUCCGGUCAUGUUUAGGAGAUCAGUUAAUGAGAUGGUAGUAGUCAAUGAGUUGCCAUUCUCAUUUGUAGAAUCUGAGGGUUGGAAGCGGUUCUGUAGCAAUGUCUUGCCUAUGUACAAGACAUUUUCUAGAAAGACAUGCAGUACAGACAUUGUUGCUAUGUAUUUGGAAGAGAAGGCAGCAUUGAAGCAGUUGUUUAGUGUUGAGAAACAAAGGGUUUCUCUGACAACAGAUAUAUGGACUUGUCCUACAACUUCCUACAACUACAUGGUGAUCACAGGUCAUUGGAUUAGCACAGAGUGGGAAUUACAGAAGAGAAACCUUAGUUUUAAGGUGAUCACAGACCAUAAAGGAGACACCAUUGCAGCCCAGUUGAUGGAUUGUUUGGAUGAUUGGGGAAUUGAGAAGGUCUAUGCUGUUACAGUUGAUAAUGCAAGGAACAAUGACAAAGCUUUGGAGGUUUUUAAGAAUCAGUUAAGGAUGAGAGGAGUAGACUCAUUAGUGAAUGAUGGUGAAUUUUUACACAUGCGUUGCUGUGCACAUAUCCUCAAUCUGAUUGUUGGACAUGGUUUGAAGAAGGCUAAUGCUCAUAUUGUUGCCAUUAUGAAUGCUGUUAAGUAUGUCCGGUCUUCCUUCAGCAGGCUGAAGACUUUUGCAUUGAAGUGUGAGACAAGUAAGUUGGCUAGAGGCAGCUUGCCUUUAGAUGUCAGCACACGCUGGAACUCAACAUAUCUGAUGUUGUCUUCUGCUUUGAAGUUGAGGGUGGCCUUUGAGAAGAUGGAGGCUGAGGACAAGUUGUACUGUGAUUAUUUCUUGGAAGAGGAGGAUAAGAUUAAGAGAGUUGGACCACCAACUUCUAUUGACUGGGAGAAGGUUGCAAGGUUAGUCAAAUUUCUGAAAGUCUUUUACAAGUGUACUUUGAUAUUCUCUGCUUCCAAGACUGUGACUUCAUGUUUGUGUUACUCUGAAAUUGUGGACAUUGAGAGGAGUCUGAUCACUAAGUGUAGCAGUACUGAUGAGGAGACCAAAAAGCAAGCUAAUGACAUGAGGGAUAAGUUUGACAAGUAUUGGGAUGGUUUGAGUAACAUGAAUCCUCUAGUCAUUGUGGCCAGUGUCUUUGAUCCUCGAAACAAGAUGAAGUUUGCUUCCCUUUGCUUUGACCAGCUGUAUGGUAAGGAUACCAUAGAGAGUAAGAAACUGCAUGCUUCAGUUUCAAGUGUAAUGGAAACACUGUAUGAUCAUUACAGUUUCAAGCCCACCAACUCAGAAAACAAUGAAGAUACUGAAGAUCAGACAGAGCAAACAGACUCUCAGCCGCAGCCUUGCACCUUUGAGCUAUCAGAUGAUGAAGAUGAUUGUGAGGGGAUGCUGUCAAUAUAUGAUAAGGUGGUUGGAUUGAAGAUUAAUGAAGUUAGCUACAAUGAGUUAAAGGUGUAUCUCACAGAAAAACCAGAGCCGAGAGUUGAAAAUCUGUUGGGGAUGCCUUAUGAUGUUCUCAGUUGGUGGAGACGUAAUUGCUCUAAGUUCAUUGUCUUGUCAGAAUUUGCUAGAGAUGUUCUAGCAAUUCAAGCUUCAUCAGUUGCUUCAGAGUCUGCUUUUAGUACAACUGGCAGGGUGUUGGAUCCUUAUAGGAGUUCUUUGACUCCUUACAUGGUAGAGGUUUUGCUAUGCACACAACAAUGGUUAAGGUGUACCUAUAAAAAAGAAGAUACAGUAGCAAACUUGGCCCAAAUGUUACAAGAAUUUGAAUUCUUUGAGUCUCUUGAUGCUCGGAAUUCAGCGGUAGAAGCUGCGCUUUUGUCCUUUUUGAUGCGGAAAAGCAGCCUUUUUAAUGUACUAACUGUGAAGCUGCUCUUUUGGUGCGGAUUAGCAUUUUUUGUGAAUCUACAACUGUCAUCUUCCCAAAUUACCGACUUCAUUUACAAUGGCUUCCAUCCUCCACUGACUAACAUAGCCAUCCAAGGAAUUACCACUGUCACACCCAAAGGUCUCAUGAAGCUAACCAACACAAGCACACAGAGAACAGGUCACGCCUUCUAUACCGAACCAAUCCGGUUCAAAUAUUCUCCUAACGGCACUGUCUCGUCUUUUUCCACUGCCUUUGUCUUCGCUAUUCACACUCAGAUCCCCAUUGCACACGGCAUGGCCUUUGUCAUCGCUCCUAACCCUCGCCUCCCAUUCGCCAGCCCCUUACAAUACCUCGGUCUCUUCAAUGUAACAAACAACGGUAACGAUAGGAACCACGUAUUUGCUGUCGAGUUAGACACGAUUAUGAAUAUCGAGUUCAAUGAUACGAACAAUAACCAUGUUGGAAUCGAUAUCAAUAGCUUGAACUCGGUGAAAAGCUCUCCUGCUGGGUACUGGGACGAGAAGGAUCAGUUUAAUAAUCUGACUUUGAUCAGUAGCAAACGGAUGCAGGUUUGGGUCGAUUACGAUGGUCGUAGCCAUCGAAUCAAUGUAACGAUGGCUCCCUUCAGCGAGAAUAAACCUAGAAAACCGCUUGUUUCUAUCGUCAGAGAUCUGUCUUCGGUUCUUUUGCAAGAAAUGUUCGUAGGGUUCUCGUCUGCGACCGGUAAUAUUGUGUCCGAAAUUUUUGUUCUUGGGUGGAGUUUCCGGGUGAACGGGAAAGCUCAGCCAUUGGCCUUAUCGAAACUUCCUAGAUUGCCGGUUUGGGAUCCAAAACCCACGAGAGUCUACAGAUUCUACAAGAACUGGGUGCCGUUGAUUUCCCUCUUGUUGAUUCCCCUCUUGCUUGUUAUCUUCCUCGUGCGCUUCAUCCUGAGGAGGAGGAGAAAGUUCGCAGAGGAGCUCGAAGAUUGGGAAACAGAGUUCGGGAAGAACCGACUAAGAUUUGUCGCCGUUGGACUUGCGUGGGAAUGGGAUGAUGUUGGGAAACCAUCACGGAUCUAGUGAGUCGGGCAUGUUUACCAGUGGAUCUUCAGUUGCUUAUUCUCUACUCUCCAGCGGGAGGUGAUUUUCGUAUAUCAUAACCUUUGUAGAAUGCAAUUAUCUGCAGAAUAUAGAGUUUGUACGUACGAGUUUAUUUUUAUUGAUGUUGCAUUCAAAGUGUGUGGUUAUCGAAGUCUAAUUAUGUAUCCACUUUUAAAUAUUUAGAGAUAUAUUUUCUUGUCUAAUAAAUUGUCCUAAUUAAU
Arabidopsis arenosa is the source of this 3521-nucleotide messenger RNA. NCBI's taxonomy places the organism in Eukaryota, Viridiplantae, Streptophyta, Magnoliopsida, Brassicales, Brassicaceae. The record is from the annotation of a GenBank genome assembly.